Molecule: messenger RNA, 546 nt
Organism: Pseudomassariella vexata
Lineage: Eukaryota; Fungi; Ascomycota; Sordariomycetes; Amphisphaeriales; Pseudomassariaceae
Exons: 2
Coding region: 1-438 (145 amino acids)
Source: RefSeq, a predicted model, not a curated record
AUGAACACUUCUCAGGACAACAACCAACACAAUAUCAACGUAUCCCGAGAUGCUACCGAUGCCGAGAUCAGAGAGACCUAUACAUCUAUGGGCUUGUCGGAGCACCCCGACAAGAUUGUUGGCAGUGAAGAUAUGAGUUCUAAGUCCCAUCUUAUUUUCGAGGCCAAAUUUGAGGUGGUGCAGGAGUUUGCGCAGGGGAAUGCUGCCAAGCUGCAUGUGGAGGUUGAUGGAAAGCGGACUAUGAAGGAUUCUAACAGGGCGGAGAGGCAGAAGAGGCGGGAGGCGAAGGAGGUGACGAAGACUUGUUUGCGUGAUAGCGGGUUGUGGCGCGGGAUGGAGGGACGGCAAUCUUGUGGUAACUGCUUCACGACCUAUCUUCGCGCCUUGCGUCCCAGACGGUCUUUUGUGCGGUUUGCAAGAUGGCUUGCAAAGCCAUAAGUCUAAAGUUGUAGGUUGGUUGAGUUGGGUCACUGUUGGGCGUUGGUGGAAGACAGAUCCACACAUUGGCGCCCCUUACAGAUGGGAAGAGUCAAAAUAAAGAACCAC